Messenger RNA from Gregarina niphandrodes, 811 nucleotides. Its product is annotated as putative transmembrane protein. The transcript has a single exon. NCBI's taxonomy places the organism in Eukaryota, Apicomplexa, Conoidasida, Eugregarinorida, Gregarinidae. The record is from RefSeq and is a predicted model, not a curated record. The annotation marks the transcript as partial.
AUGCCUUUCGUGAAUUGUAUUGAGAUCGAGGGCCAGGCCGUUCGGGAAAGAAGCGAAGGCUUCUGGCGACGUCCGGGGUUGUACAAACGUCUUGGUGUUGCGGGUAUUGCGACUGUAAGUGGCCUGACGUUUACAGGGCUCCUACUACACUUUUUUGGUCCGCACAAUAAGCAUUGGUUCCCCGUGUUAGCACCGAGAAUAGCUACCGACAGUUCCUCUCCAUCGGACACCACGGCCUACAGCUCCUCUCCAACCGACGCGAGGACCCACAACUCUACUCCAUCCGGCACUGCCACCCCAGGCAACACGGCCACCAGCUCUUCUUCGUUGCUCACGACGCGAUUCCUAUCCACGACGCAACUACCGUCCUCGGCGCUCCACCCGUAUGAGGCCGAGGCCUUGAAGUACCAGCGAGCCCUGGCGUACGAUUGUUUAGCCGUGUCCGAGUACGACUUGGUCAACCAGUGCCAUCCGAAUCCCGAAAAGCGCCCCGAGCCAAACAUCGAUGACAUCACGACACUACUUUCUGGAUACGAGUUGGCGACGCUACGAGUACCCCCCGGGACUUGCAACGAUGCGUUUCACCGGAUGAAGCCCCAAUCGAUGGUGAAAGCAGCGCCGGGCGGUUGGAAGACGUUAGACUGGUCCCAGGUCGGCGGCGGCAACAUAGUUUGCACUGACGAGAAUGGUCAAGACGUGACUUGUCAUUAUUUCGGCGAACCGUUCAAGUACGAUUUGCCUACUGUCUGGGAUGCGGUCAACUACUACGUGAAGCCCUACCAGUGCCUGUUUACCGACAACGGAGACACAG